Messenger RNA from Talaromyces rugulosus, 1536 nucleotides. RefSeq lists its product as uncharacterized. The transcript is spliced from 5 exons. Gene Ontology annotation, molecular function: heme binding; monooxygenase activity; oxidoreductase activity, acting on paired donors, with incorporation or reduction of molecular oxygen. NCBI's taxonomy places the organism in Eukaryota, Fungi, Ascomycota, Eurotiomycetes, Eurotiales, Trichocomaceae. The record is from RefSeq and is a predicted model, not a curated record. The coding region runs from base 1 to 1536 and encodes 511 amino acids.
AUGGAUUGGCUAACAUCGUCGUCACUGCAAACAGCUCCAGUGAUGACGUCUUUAUGGUUGGCGGCACUGGCAGGAAUAACCUACUCGUUCUCUCUUGCAAUUUAUCGACUCUACUUUCAUCCCCUAGCCAAAUUCCCUGGGCCUAAGUUGGCCGCGGUGACUAGCUGGUAUGAAUUCUAUUACGAUAUCAUCGACCAAGGAACCUUUGUCUGGGAGAUUAAGCGAAUGCAUGAUCUUUACGGCCCUAUUGUUAGGAUAAACCCUCAAGAACUACACAUACUCGAUUCGAAAUUCUACGACACAAUAUACGCACCAGCAUCCAAGAAGCGCGACAAGUACGCCGACUGGGUUGUCUUCCUUGGAGUUCCAACGGGUGUCUUCGCAACCUGCCAACAUGACCACCAUCGUAUUCGACGCCAUGCAUUAAACCCAUUUUUCUCCAAAAAGGCCAUUUAUGACAUUGAAGGGCUGAUUCAGGAAAAGAUUGAACAGCUCUGCGCCCGAUUCAAGGACGCUUCCUUCUCAGAAUCCAUUAUUCGUCUUGAUGCGGCUUUAAUGGCGCUCACCAAUGAUAUUAUCGCUCAUUAUUGUUAUGGGGAAAACUACAACUGUCUUGGACAGGACGAUUUUCGGGUUUCUUUCAAGGACACCUUGAUGACUGCGGUGGCUGCAGGAGCAUUUGUGAGACAUUUUCCAUGGGUGGCUUCCAUCAUGAGUGCGACUCCAACUUGGGUGGUGCGCUUGAUGAGCAAAAACCUUGCUGCAUUGCUGGAUUGGGAACAAAUCAUUAAACAACAAGUUGGGAGUCUGAUAGGACGGAGAAAAUCUGGAAAGGAAAUCACCGAGCGGUCGAUCUUCCAGGCAUUGCUCAGUAGUGACUUGCCUGAAGAGGAAAAGUCUUAUGCGCGACUACUCGACGAAGGCAAGUCAUUAAUGGGUGCUGGUAGUGAGCCAACUUCGUGGGCUUUGACCCUGACUAUAUUUUACCUAUUGGAAAACAAAGAUAUUAUGCAGAAGUUGAGGGAAGAGCUACGUGAAAUUCCCCGUGAGGGACCAUUGUUACGCAGUUUGGAGCGAAUGCCUUAUCUAACUGCUGUAGUCAAUGAAGGCAUUCGUUUUGAUCACGGAGCUGUGGGCCGUCUACCUCGUAUAGCCCAUGAGGCUAUCCAUUACAAAGACUGGAUCAUCCCAGCUGAGACGCCGAUCAGCUCAACCAACUACUGGGUACACAUGGAUACCAACAUUUUUCCCGAACCUGAUCAAUUCAAGCCGGAGAGAUGGCUCAAAGCCGACGAAGAAGGAUUUCCGCUUCAACGGUACCUUGUCUCUUUCAGCAAAGGUAGCCGGCAGUGUGUUGGACUUAACCUUGCACAUGCCGAGAUGUACCUGACUCUAGCAGCACUUGUAAGCCGAUUUGACAUGGAAUUGUAUCAAACUACAUUGCAGGAUGUCCUGCCUGCUCGCGACCUUUUUGUUCCAAGACCAAAGGCUGAUUCGAAAGGAGUGAUGGUCAAAGUAAAAGUAAUUGGCAAUUAA